AUGCCAUGUGUGGUAACAUCUUCACUUCACAGGAAGCAUGACGCUCAACUCAACUAUUAUGGUAAUCGUCUCGCCACAUGUUCUAGCGACCGUACUGUAAAGAUUUUCGAGGUGAAAGCAAACGGCUACGUUCUUCCUAUAGCGGAACUCGCAGGUCAUGCCGGACCUGUAUGGCAGUUGUCAUGGGCUCAUCCAGAUUUCGGUGGAUUGUUGGCAUCAGCUGGAUAUGAUGGGAAAGUCGUUAUUUGGGCAGAAUGCAAUGGGAAAUGGCAGAAGUCAUAUGAAUGGACUGGCCAUGAAGCUAGUGUAAACGCUGUUUCGUUCGCACCCCAUCAACUUGGUCUUCUUCUGGCUACAGCUUCUGCUGAUUCUUCCAUAGGAAUCCUUGAGUUCAAUCCACAAAACGCUCAAUGGGUUGAGUCAAGAGUGUUGAAGGCACAUGAACUAGGGGUAAACGCGGUUUCAUGGAGUCCUCCUCAACGCACGGUUGGAGAUAUGAAAGAUCAACCUUUCCGAAAAUGUUUCGCUUCCUGUGGGAACGACAACCUUAUCAAAAUCUGGACUGUAGAUGAAAAGGGUGGGUGGACAGUUGAGAAGACUUUGGCGGGCCACUCCGACUUUGUUCGAGAUGUUGCUUGGCGUCCAGUAUUUAGUCAUUCCAUGUAUACGAUUGCUAGUUGUGGACAGGACCAAGCCGUAAUACUCUGGAAAUAUAGUAAGAAUGGUGAAUGGACUGCAAAACUCUUGGAGAAGACCAAAGAAGCGUUAUGGCAUGUGAGUUGGUCAAUGUGCGGGAGUAUUUUAUCGGUCAGUGGGGAGGAUAACAAGAUAGUACUAUGGAAGGAAAAUCUACAAGGUCAAUGGCAAAAAAUGGAAGAUCCGAGAAUGACGAGACGAUAA
This is a messenger RNA of Angiostrongylus costaricensis, 900 nucleotides long. The record is from the annotation of a GenBank genome assembly. NCBI's taxonomy places the organism in Eukaryota, Metazoa, Nematoda, Chromadorea, Rhabditida, Metastrongylidae.